AAAGCGAUUUAUAAAAAAAAAAGGGUAAUCCCUCCUCUGAUCGAUUCCUCCCUCUUAAAUCUUUUCCACUAUUAUAGGGAUUUUACCACAUCAUUCAUUCGGAAAAUGGCAUCUAAGCUUGCCCAGCUUCAAUCGAAGGCUUGCCAGGCUUCGAAAUUCGUGGCGAAGCACGGGACCGCUUAUUACAAGCAGCUGCUUGAGAACAACAAGCAGUAUGUCGUUGAUCCGCCCACUGUUGAGAAGUGCCGGGAUCUCUCUAAGAAGUUGUUUUAUACUCGUCUCGCAAGCAUUCCUACCCGACAAGAGGCAUUCUGGAAGGAGCUUGAUGGCUUGAAGCAAGUAUGGAAAAAUAGGAAGGAGCUGAAGGUUGAAGAUGCCGGGGUUGCAGCUCUUUUUGGGAUUGAGUUGUAUGCAUGGUUCUGUGUCGGUGAGAUUGUAGGAAGAGGGUUCACAUUUACUGGCUACUAUGUCUGAUAAAAUUACUAGCAGACUUUAACAUGCAAAAUUUUGUUUUCCUUUGAGAAGUUCUCAAGCUGCUUGGGUCAGCUAGACGAAGUUCAGUGCCAAAAUAAUUGGAUGGUUUUGUUGAGAUAUUCUUUACUUGCCUUUUUGAUGUAAUCUGGUUGCAUUACUUUGUAUCAGUUUAAACUAUCAGAAGAUGUUUUUUUUUGUUAUGAA
Asparagus officinalis (garden asparagus) is the source of this 678-nucleotide messenger RNA. RefSeq lists its product as uncharacterized. The coding region runs from base 106 to 474 and encodes 122 amino acids. The record is from RefSeq and is a predicted model, not a curated record. Gene Ontology annotation, biological process: proton motive force-driven ATP synthesis. Lineage: Eukaryota; Viridiplantae; Streptophyta; Magnoliopsida; Asparagales; Asparagaceae. The transcript is spliced from 3 exons. Gene Ontology annotation, molecular function: proton transmembrane transporter activity.